Ochotona princeps (American pika) is the source of this 3099-nucleotide messenger RNA. RefSeq names its product CACN subunit beta associated regulatory protein (gene CBARP). Gene Ontology annotation, molecular function: transmembrane transporter binding. Bases 306 to 2369 code for a protein of 687 amino acids. The record is from RefSeq and is a predicted model, not a curated record. NCBI's taxonomy places the organism in Eukaryota, Metazoa, Chordata, Mammalia, Lagomorpha, Ochotonidae. The transcript has 10 exons. Gene Ontology annotation, biological process: negative regulation of voltage-gated calcium channel activity; negative regulation of calcium ion-dependent exocytosis. Gene Ontology annotation, cellular component: secretory granule; plasma membrane.
GGAGGUGGUGGCCGGCGCGCCAGCAGAGCCAGACGCGGCGGCGAUCGUGGCGUGGGCGGCCGGCUUGGAACCGGGCGGGACCCGGUGCACCGGGCGAGCCAGGAGCGGGAGCGCAGCCAACGCGGUCACGUGCGCGCCCCCCCCAUUCCCGCGACGGCCUCCCCCGCGCGCAGCGCUCCCCAUUCAUAAAUUCUCCGCCGGCCCCGCGGCACCGGAGCCAGCCGGGAGCGCCGCCCGCCUGCCCGCCGCCCGCCCGCCCAUGGGCCGCACGCCCCGGCGCUGAGUCCCAUCCUCCCAGCCUCAAAAUGCAGCCCACAGCCACCAUGGCCACCGCGGCCACCACUGCAGCCACUGUCGCCCUGACGGCCUCCUGGGACAAUGUCACCAGUCGUCCCACGGCCGAGCCCGACCCCAUCCUGGACAAUUACGUGCUGCUGGUUGUGGUGAUGUCGCUGUUCGUCGGUGGUACCCUGGUGGUGCUCUCCGGAGUUCUACUGCUGUGCAAACGCUGCUGGGAGGUGCAUCAGCGCUUCAACAGGGCCAUGGAGGAGGCGGAAAAGACCACCACCACCUACCUUGACAACGGCACCCACCCGGCCCAAGACCCCGAUCGCAGGGGGGAGGACCCCGAGGGCCAGGACGCGGAGACGGAACACUUCUUGUCGGCCAGCUCCACCGGCCGCAGGGUCUCCUUCAACGAGGCCGCCCUGUUCGAGCAAAGCAAGAAAACACAAGACAAGGGCCGCCGGUACACCCUGACCGAGGGGGACUUCCACCACCUGAAGAACGCACGCCUCACACACCUGCACCUGCCACCCCUGAAAAUCGUCACCAUCCACGAGUGUGACUCGGCUGAGGCCAGCUCGGCCGCAGCCCCCCACCCCACCACCUCCCCCAAGGCCAGCCUGGCCAUAUUCGAGCCCCCGGGGAAGGCCCUCACUGGCCGCUCCCUGGGCCCCAGCUCCGCCUUGCCAGGUGACCCCUACAACCCCGCGGUGGGCACGGCCGACUUCACAGAGCGCAGCCCCUCGGCAUCCAGGGACUCUGGAGAAGGCACCUCGCUGGAUGCGGGCACCCGAAGCGUCAAGGCUGGCGGGCCUGGGCCCUCAGCAGGGUCAGGGGAGGCAGGCACUGUCCUACAGUUCUUCAGUCGCCUGCGCCGCCAUGCCAGCCUGGACGGGGCCAGCCCCUACUUCAAGGUCAAGAAAUGGAAGCUGGAAGCGAGCCAGCGGGCGUCCAGCCUGGACACCAGGGGUUCCCCCAAGCGGCACCACUUCCAGCGGCAGCGGGCAGCCAGCGAAAGCGUGGAGCAGGAGGGGGGCGCCCCCGAUGCCGACUUCAUCCACUCCAUCGUGGUGGCCUACCCGCCCCCCCGCCCCUUCCCGGCCAGCCCCACCAGCCCGUCCCCCACUCUCGGCAGGUUAGAGGCUGCUGAGGCGGGAGCAGCGAGCCCUGAGUCUCCCCCAGAGCGCGGCGGCUGCGGGAGCAGCGCGGGGUCUGAAGCGCAGCAGCUGGAAUCAGAUGUGGAGCGGGACGCGGGCCCGGAGCAGGCGCAGAGCAGCUACCGCGACUUGUGGAGCCUGCGCGCCUCGCUUGAGCUGCACGCGGCCGCCUCGGACCACAGUAGCAGCGGGAACGACCGAGACUCAGUGCGCAGCGGGGACAGCUCUGGCUCCGGCUCGGGGGGCACGGCGCCGGCCUUUCCGCCACCCUCACCGCCCCCACCGCCACGGCCCAAAGACGGCGAGGCGCGCCGGCUGCUGCAGAUGGACAGCGGCUACGCCAGCAUCGAGGGCCGUGGCGCGGGCGACGACACGGAGCCGCCCGCUCCCACUGCUCCGCUCAGCCCGCGCGCCUGGCCCCGCCGCCCGCGCCGCGACUACAGCAUCGAUGAGAAAACCGAUGCGCUCUUCCAUGAGUUUCUGCGCCACGACCCGCAUUUUGACGACACACCCGCGGCUGUGCGCCACCGCGCCCGGGUGCACCCGCAUGCACGCAAGCAGUGGCAGCAGCGUGGCCGCCAGCACAGCGAUCCUGGAGCCCGCGCGGUCCAGGCCCCCGGCGCGCCACGGCCUGCACGCGCGCCCCUGCGCCGCGGCGACAGCGUCGACUGCCCGCCAGAUGGCCGUGCGCUGGGCAGCGCGAGCGAGGAGCCCGCCAUCCCCGUCAUCGAGGAGGAGCCAGGUGGCGGCGGUGGAGGUGGCGGCCCCGGCUUGGGCGUGGAGCCCCCAGAGGCGCUGCUGGACAAGCUGGCGGGCGACCUGGGGGACAGACUCUUCCCACCGCUGCUGGCUGCCACCGUCGCUGGGUCCCCCGCCCCGGCCCUGGUUACCGCCGCCCCCACGUCUCCCGACCACAGCCCGGCUUAAGCCGCUGCAUCCCCAGCCCAAGCCACCUCGCCACAGCUUCCCGGGCACCGCGCAGGGCCUCGCCCCCGAGCCCAGCUCCGGCUGUGGAUGCCCACGCACUGGGCUGGCGCACGCACACUAGCUCCCAGCCUCCGCCCGACCGCAGGGACACCGGGAGGUGCCCACCUCUGCCCCCCUGGACUGGCCGCCAGACGGUGGCCCUACUGCUUGGGGCCACCAUGGGCAGGCAGCUCCAGGCGCGCACUUGCAGGUGCCGUGUUGUGGGUCUGGAGCGCGUGUACACAGCCUCCGCUGCGGGCCAACCGUCCCGCACAGGUGCAUGCGUCACCCGCGUGGGUGAGGACCAUGGGCCGCCGAGGGCUGGGGAGGAGCCCGUCACCCCGCUGCAACCAAGCCGUUUACCUCACCACGGUCUGUGCUCGGGCCUUCGCGCCACGCCCAGCUCCUGCCGUCCGUCUGUGUCUGCGUCCCCUGCCGCCUUCUGCAUGCACAGCGGCCACACCCCACCCUGGCCCAUCCCGCACGCAGGAGCCGCCUGGGCGGCCCCUGUGUCAGAGACUUGAAAAAAACCCCACAUGGCCAAGGUUUCCAAGCUUUAUUUAUUGCCAAAAGAUGGACGGCCCCGCCUACCCGCCCCGCGCUUUGCGCCAGACCCCACACCGCCCAGUGGCGGGUUCCUUGUGUCCGUUUUCCCGUUGACCAUAAACAUCUACUGCAUACUCUGGCCUUC